AUGUGCUCUAUCUCGCAAUUUUGUCUCUGUGCACACUCUAACACUCUACAACCAACAUCACUACAAAGUACCUUCCUCGCCAGCAUUCCACUACACGCUACGCUAACUACAGUGAUCAUGGUACAGAGAAACGAAUGUACAUUCUACAACUGUGUCCAGGGACUGCUGGAUAAGAAAGCGGCAAUCCAAACACAGGAGCGUCGCAUUGAUCAGGGUCUCCCGACCUGUGCCAUUGACCAAGUCAAAAAAAACCACUUGAUUCGGUUGCACUCAACGGUGCCAGUUCAAGUGAAAAACGUCCUUUUAAAUGUGUUCGUUCAACUUGAAAGGCGCGAGGAUAGAAGCAUGGCUUUCAUCUGCGUCUGCAGAAAGCCAUUCCUGGUAGGGGAUAGCCUGAGCAAGCAUUACAAGCGGGUCUGCGCCCAUUCCACCAUCCUGAUCAACGUUUCAGGGCUUCAACUUACUGACAGCGCUCAAGUUCUCCCUGAUGAUUUGAAGGUCGUCAAUGCCUCAGGAAGAGUGGUUGGUGCAGCUAUCCGAGAGUUCAUGCGGAGCUUGGGCAUUGUAAAUAUUCAACAGCAACAUGCACAGCGCACGCAAAUCAUGGCGUUUCAAGAGCAACAGCGCACGCUGAUCACGGCCAUGGAGCAACGGAUCCUGAGCUCUAUUGCCCAGAUUGCAGCAGGUCAAGGGCAGGGGCAAGCUGCGCAAGCUGCUUCUGCUUCUGCUUCUGCUUCUGCAUCUGCUUCUGACACCGGACCUUCCAAUCCGGUUUCUACAAGUAGAAAAAGAACGCGCUCUGACGUCCCUCAUUUUGGAACAUUUAGGCCCCCUAGUUGUAUGUCUCCAACUGAAAAUAAAUAAAAUAAAAAUUGCGGUUUGGUGGAGCGAGUGUAGAUCGAUAUAAAAAUUGGGCAGAUGUAGAAAUGGGAAAGCGCAUGGUCUCGCCUUGCUUAUCAUUUUCCACGAUAGUGAAAGCUAGGUAACUCCCUAUGCGUCGGCAUGCUUGCAAACGAUUGGAGUAUCUGGGGUGUCGAAGGAUCUAGGGUGAAAAGGGUAUUUUAUUG
Gamsiella multidivaricata is the source of this 1067-nucleotide messenger RNA. RefSeq lists its product as uncharacterized. Lineage: Eukaryota; Fungi; Mortierellomycota; Mortierellomycetes; Mortierellales; Mortierellaceae. The record is from RefSeq and is a predicted model, not a curated record. The coding region runs from base 1 to 864 and encodes 287 amino acids. The transcript is spliced from 3 exons.